This is a messenger RNA of Stomoxys calcitrans (stable fly), 906 nucleotides long. RefSeq lists its product as uncharacterized. The transcript is spliced from 4 exons. NCBI's taxonomy places the organism in Eukaryota, Metazoa, Arthropoda, Insecta, Diptera, Muscidae. The coding region runs from base 133 to 771 and encodes 212 amino acids. The record is from RefSeq and is a predicted model, not a curated record.
GACAUGCGCAGUGGCGGUGAACAAUGAAGAAUUUUUUCCCAACACAAAUUUACGCACAAACAAAAAAGGGACGUAAAAAUAAAAAAGAAUUAUUGUGAAAUUAAGUGAAAUAUUAAAAUAAUAACAAUAAAAAUGCCACUACUGGAGGAUAGUGGCAUUGAAAGUGAAGACAAAUCAUCGCUAAUAACUGAGGAAGCGGAAAUGGAGACGAAUCUUCGUUUGACACACGACAAUACGAUAGACCAUAUGGCAGAUUUGGAAGUAAGCUUUCGGGGAGCAACGGAUAUACAAUCUACCUCAUACAAAGCCAGAGAUUCAUCACCCACACAGCACAGCGGCAGUGAUGUAGAGGACACGCUCAAGCCGCCCAAUACAUGUCGUAUCCUACAAAGGAAAUUGGAAUUGAAAGUGGAAAGGGCAAAGCGAAACUAUUCGCAUUACCAGGAGGAGAGCAAGCGUAAAUCACAAUCAGCAACCUUGAUACCCAUUAAUCGAUUGCCCAUACCAGGAGACGUGGAAAAUAAGCCUUUAGUUGACUAUAAGUCUGAAAGUGAUGAAUGUGAGGAGAUAUCAUUUUUCCCCUCCCACAUGCACAAGAAUCGCAUGAAAAAACAGGCCGAACUCACAGACACCUUUAGCAUACAGGAAAUGACCAUCGACUCGGAUUUGGAAUCAAAUGAUUCACAAAAUUUGGAGCUCUUAACGCCUCAUUUAAAGAGAAGUUUCAUGGACUAUGUUAGAACUUGUUUUUGCCUUCAGCCUUCAAGUUAAUAAAGGUUCCACGUGGUCCAAUUCCAGUUCUUCGAUCUUAGCUCUUAUUACUCGUAAAAUUUGCUUCCAAUACUAAGAUGAUUACAACUAAAGCUAUACCUUGCCAACAAAUAAAUAUGGUUUUCAUUCACGUUA